AUGAGUGCUGUCAUCCUCCUCUCCGUGCUUUUCUCUCUCGCUUGUGGGCAAGUGGCAUCCUUUUGUAUUCCCACCGAAUAUACGAUGUACGUGGAUAGGAGAGAGUGUGCCUUCUGCCUGGCCGUCAACACCACCAUCUGCGCUGGGUACUGUAUGACCCGGGAUAUCAAUGGCAAACUGUUUCUUCCCAAAUAUGCACUCUCUCAGGAUGUCUGUACAUACAGAGACUUCAUCUACAGAACUGUGGAAAUCCCAGGAUGCCCGCACCAUGUGCCUCCUUAUUUCUCCUACCCUGUUGCCAUAGGCUGCAAGUGCGGCAAGUGUGAUACUGACUACAGUGACUGUACACAUGAGGCUGUCAGAACCAACUACUGUACCAAGCCACAGACCUUCUAUCUGGGGGCAGUUUCUGUUUAACUUUAAUAGCAAUGCAAUCUGGUUAAAUGUGUUUACCUGGAAUAGAACGAAUAAAAUACCAUUGAUACAUCUUGCCUGCCAUUUAAUCCAUAGGCACAUCCACACAGGCAUUAGAGAGCUUACACAGCUUUAGAAGUAGAGCUGUAUAGAAGAGGCUGUCAUGGUUUCCAUACAGAGCAGAGCAGAGCAGAGCAGAGCAGAGGGAAAUGGAAAGCAGAAAGAGGAGCUGCCGCAAGCCAGCCUGGA
Apodemus sylvaticus (European woodmouse) is the source of this 663-nucleotide messenger RNA. It is a transcript of the gene Tshb, whose product is annotated as thyroid stimulating hormone subunit beta. Gene Ontology annotation, biological process: G protein-coupled receptor signaling pathway. Bases 1 to 417 code for a protein of 138 amino acids. Gene Ontology annotation, cellular component: cytoplasm; extracellular region. Gene Ontology annotation, molecular function: hormone activity. The record is from RefSeq and is a predicted model, not a curated record. Lineage: Eukaryota; Metazoa; Chordata; Mammalia; Rodentia; Muridae. The transcript has 2 exons.